Catharus ustulatus (Swainson's thrush) is the source of this 593-nucleotide messenger RNA. RefSeq names its product cytochrome c oxidase subunit 7A-related protein, mitochondrial (gene COX7A2L). Gene Ontology annotation, biological process: mitochondrial respirasome assembly; regulation of oxidative phosphorylation; mitochondrial electron transport, cytochrome c to oxygen. The coding region runs from base 52 to 399 and encodes 115 amino acids. The transcript is spliced from 3 exons. The record is from RefSeq and is a predicted model, not a curated record. NCBI's taxonomy places the organism in Eukaryota, Metazoa, Chordata, Aves, Passeriformes, Turdidae.
GUCGGGUCCUUUCGGCCGAGCCGUCGCAGCCGGCGCCCGCCCCGGCCCAUCAUGUACUACAAGUUCAGCAGCUUCGCGCAGCGCCUCGUCGGGGCCACGGCGGCCGCUGCCUACAGCCCACAGGGUCUCAAACCAUUAGCUCCCACUGAAUCCCCACAUCCAAUUUUUGGGACAAGUAAACCUGCUCCAGGUUUACCAGCAUCUCAUCCUUCCUUGAGUACAAACAAGGUGCCAGACCUACAGAAAAUUUUUCAGAGAUCAGAUGGGCUGCCAGUACACCUGAAGCGAGGAUAUCCAGAUAGGAUGCUCUAUCGGACCACAAUGGCUCUGACAAUAGGAGGGACUAUCUACUGUCUGAUAGCACUAUACAUUGCCUCACAACCAAAAAACCAAAAAUAAAUGAACCACACCUCAUGGGACUCUCAGCACUCCUCUGAAGGAUAUCCUGCAUGUACCACUUCGCACUUGAAUCUGUUCCCUAUGAUCACAUAGGGUUCAUUAUUCAGAUCGGAUUUCUUGGAGAAAAUGUUUUUAAAUCGGUUGCCUUAUGUAUUCUAAAACACCAAUAUAAACAGAGAAAUACAUUAUUUUAA